Marmota monax (woodchuck) is the source of this 3736-nucleotide messenger RNA. RefSeq names its product neuronal calcium sensor 1 (gene Ncs1). The transcript is spliced from 8 exons. Gene Ontology annotation, molecular function: calcium ion binding; calcium sensitive guanylate cyclase activator activity. The coding region runs from base 176 to 739 and encodes 187 amino acids. Lineage: Eukaryota; Metazoa; Chordata; Mammalia; Rodentia; Sciuridae. The record is from RefSeq and is a predicted model, not a curated record.
UAUAUGGUGUGUGCUGGCGAGCGAGGCGCUCGGAGCAGAGCGCUCAAAGCCCUGCUCGCCCGGCUCCUGUCCCUCGGACGAGGCCCAGCCUCCCCUGUGGCUCUGCAGCCCACGGCCACCCGGCACCUAUUGUCUCCACACUGCCUGGGAUGUGGCCAGUGCCAGCCGAGUGGACAUGAUCUUAAUCAAGGCCAGCAGCAGCCAUCAGGAUGGGCGAGGAGCCUGCUCAGUCACCGAGAAGGAAGUGCAGCAGUGGUAUAAGGGCUUCAUCAAGGACUGCCCCAGCGGGCAGCUGGACGCGGCAGGCUUCCAGAAGAUCUACAAGCAGUUCUUCCCGUUCGGAGACCCCACCAAGUUCGCCACGUUUGUGUUCAACGUCUUUGAUGAGAACAAGGAUGGGCGGAUUGAGUUCUCCGAGUUUAUCCAGGCGCUGUCGGUGACCUCCAGGGGGACACUGGACGAGAAGCUACGGUGGGCCUUCAAGCUCUACGACCUGGACAACGAUGGCUACAUCACCAGGAACGAGAUGCUGGACAUCGUGGACGCCAUCUACCAGAUGGUGGGGAACACGGUGGAGCUGCCCGAGGAGGAGAACACCCCUGAGAAGAGGGUGGACCGCAUCUUUGCCAUGAUGGACAAGAACGCGGACGGGAAGCUGACGCUGCAGGAGUUCCAGGAAGGGUCCAAGGCCGACCCGUCCAUCGUGCAGGCGCUGUCCCUCUACGACGGGCUGGUAUAGUGCUGCGGGGCCCGCGCUGGGAUGCCUGGGGACCAGUCUCCUCCUUCAGGGCCGCGAGGCCACCAGCCCGACUCCUCCCCGUGCCCCCCACCUUCCUCUGCGCCCGAGCAGCCACCCUUGAACUUGAGGCCCCGGCUCUCCUUGCCCCCUACCUGCGCCCACCUGCCGAAGCCACCGGCUCCAAUCGCCAACAACCUCUGCUUGUCCAAAAAAACAAAAAAUGACAAAACGGAUCGGAAGCCUCUAGCCCUCUGCAAGACCAAGGACUCGCUGCGGGCGGCAGCCUCGGGCUCCCCCUGUCUCCUGCGCCUGAGCUGCUUUUUUUUAUUUCAAAGGGACAUUUUAAAAGGAAAAAAAAACCCACUACCUUCUGUUCUAGAAGAUACUGACCGCUGGGGAGAAGGCCUGGGCUCAGGGAACUCGGCCUCCGCCUGGUCCCUCCGCGGCAGGUGGCCGGGGCUGGCGGCUGCCUGCUUCACGUCCUCGUCCUGUCCUUUAGCAGCAAGAGCCCGUGUGGCCGGGAUGGCUCCUCGGAUGACGACUAUUUUCUGUGAUGACAGUAUUGUGCUUUUCGUGGGGAAAGUGAGAUUUUUUCUUAAUAUUCAUAUAUAACUGAUAUCCUUUAUUUAUUGGUCGUAACUGUUGCUGCUGCCUCGGGUCCCAAGUCCCAGGGACGCGGGGCCUCCGUUCACACAUGCCGCCCUCACCCGCCUGCCCGCUCGCCGGGAGCCUGGUGGCCUGCAGCGGCCCAGAAGCCAAAAAACCGUUUUCUUUUUUUAGAUCCUGUGCUUGGUGUUGGGAGCAGGGGACGGUGGAAAUUCAUCAGCAGCUCCUGAACGGUUGUUCCUUCAGCCCUGAGGUUCCUGCUGGUCCCCGAGCCCUGCGCCUCUCCACCCCUCCUCCGCCCUCUGGGUCCUUAGCGAUUUUUUGAGGACAAACAGGGGACAUUUUUUGGCUUUCCAACCCUAUCUGUGUGUGUGUGUAUGUGUGUUGGCAGCAGCAGGAAAAUGGAGAGCCUCGUCCCAAGAGUGGGAUCCCACCAGGAGAGGGGCCGGGCACAGAGGCCGAGAGCGGACCAGCAGGGUCUCCCCCAUUCUGCUGUCCCACCUCCUUCUCCAGGAGACCACGUGGCAUUCUUCCCUGACCUGCUCUUUUCUCAGAUGCUGGGUACGGGGGCCCAGGCUACCCUCGAGACAGCCCCGCUCCCCGGCACGUGUCCUCACCAAGGGGGGGGCUCUGGAAAGAGCAGCCUCCAGGCUGGGGAGAGCCCGGCCCAGGUGUGGGGGGUGAGGUUCCUGCUUCUGCUCUGCCUCCUGGAGAGGGGCAGGGCUGGCCCUGGUUCUGCUCUGAAUUGCCCUUGGUUUCCACCUGGCUCCCAGGAGGCUGGAGUCUCCCCGCGAUGAACCUCAGAAGGCAGCCUCCAGCCAGAGGACGAUGCCCACUCCUGCUAGGCCCACGUGUCUUUUCCUGCUGGCUCCAUGCUCAUCCACCUUCAGAGAUCCCCCUCUUGCAUGGGAAGACCCUUGGGCUGCACUCUGGCCCACCCUCAGACCCCCACAGGACAGGGCAGUGGUCAGCCUUCAGAGGCCACUUUGAAGGCUGGCCUCCUGGAGGCCUGUGGGUCAACUUCCUGUUUGGCCACUGGGCCUAACCACCAAUCUCGGCAGUGCCUGGCUCUGGCUGGGGACCCUUGGACAGGGGUGGGUUUGGGGACUUGGGAGGAGAGGGUGGGCCUGAGGCCUUUCCUGGGUAGUUUCUUCUCCUGCCUCUGCCGGAGACUCGACUGGCCUUUGAUGGGGGACUGAUGGAAUUGUGUGUCCUCUCCUGGAGACACAGGGGCCAAGUGACUUGUGGCCGAGGAUUGUCCGGGGCCAGCCCAGGGCCCCUCCCAUAGGCGUCCACUGAGCCUCUGGGUACCUGGUCUUGCUCCCAUUAUCUUGAUCUUCUGGUUGGGAGCCACGGGUGUGGCUUUUGGUCCUGGUGGGCAGUUCUUAGGGUCACAGCCCCGUGUUCCCGUGGGCCCAGGCCUUGGCCACACCUUUGUCUCAUGCCCUGAGAGCCCUCAGCUGACAGAAGAGCCACCCUCCUUCCUGGCAGGGUAUGGGACGCUGGCCAUUUUUGCUCUAGGUUGCCAACAGGAACUGACUUUUGUCCCUUCCGGUCACCAGGUCUCUAGCUGUGGAGGUACCCUCUGAAUCCUAGGCCCAGUCCCCAGGGCCUCUCCCAGUGACAGUUCCCACCUGAGGCCCCUCCCCACCCGCUGCUGCUCUCUUUGGGUACAGCCCAGAGGCCACGCCCUGGUCCCUCCGUGAGCCUCCCUGCAGGGGCCAGAGGCAAGCACCAGCCUUUUUCUCCAUGUCUGCUCCCCACUUUGUGUUGACGGGGACUUAGAGAAAGUCACGAUUUCCCAAUAUUUAACCAGGUGACGUUUAAAAUAACAUCAAGGCAAACGUGUGUGUCAUCUGUGUGUUGACAUUUCUUCCCUGAAAGGCUCUGCAGUUGGACAGCUGAUUUCUUAGACAGGAGCACCUGGGCUUCAGGGGCACUGUCUCUUUUCUGGGGGAGAGGGUGCAGGAUGCUUAGGGACCCCUGGUGUCUCUAUUAGAGAAAGUCCUCCCAACCCCCUGCUGCAAAGUCCAAAGCCACCACCUUCCUCCAGUGUCAGCAUUUACGGGCUCCAGGACGAGUGGGAGCGCCCCCUCGUGGUGGUGGGCAGCAAAGGCGUCUGGGGGCUCCGACCUGCCCAACAGGUGGGGAGCCAAGGCUGGAGGCAGGGAGGCUAGGAGGGGGCUGUGACUGCAGAGGCCCUGGGUCCCCAGGCCCAUGUUUUUGGCAGCAUGCCCCCCAGAUGCCCCUCUGCUAGGUCAUCUCUGGGGCUAGCAAGUUAAGACACUGAUGGGAAGCUUUGCCCUCCUUUAUUUAUUUAUUUUUUUUAAUAUCUGCAGAAUAAACCCAAUGGUUGAUUUCUGAAUGAAUAAAAGGCUUUUGUUGAAUAAA